Molecule: messenger RNA, 1128 nt
Organism: Mycetomoellerius zeteki
Lineage: Eukaryota; Metazoa; Arthropoda; Insecta; Hymenoptera; Formicidae
Exons: 3
Coding region: 169-630 (153 amino acids)
Biological process (GO): sleep; positive regulation of voltage-gated potassium channel activity; regulation of synaptic transmission, cholinergic
Source: RefSeq, a predicted model, not a curated record
CAGUAUCGUACUGGACACGUUUGGCAUCGGCAGUAUUUACCGUCCAGAUUGUUCGCCAACGCAAAUUGCUUUCCAGACCGUUUUAAUUGAGAAAGGAUUUUCUUCACGAAGCUUUCUACGUAGCAAAGUCGAGAAUUCACGGUUUCGGUGAACGGAUCGAUAUAAAAAAUGAUUUCCACCGAGCGCACAGCGACAAUCAUCUUUGGAUUAUCCUUUUUCGUAGCUUCAGGUUCCGCUUUACGAUGUUGGGUGUGUUCGUCCAAUGUAAAUGUCAUGUGUAACGACCCAAUGAAUACUACAGAUCAUCAAGCUGCGUUCCAUAUAAGGACUUGUGAUCCAGGUCCCUACGGCUCUUCAAAACCCAUCUGUCGCAAAAUCGUCAAACGAGAAUACGGCGAACGGAUUAUCAUACGCCAAUGUUCCACCCCAUAUCAUGAUGAAAUUGACGUCAUCGACGGUCAAUGCGGCAAUUCCAUGACACAACCAGGACGUGAUGUAAUCGAAUCUUGUCACAUCUGCAGCAGCGAUUUGUGCAAUUCCGCAACGGCCAUCUCCUCGAUGAGAUUGCUUUAUAUCACCAUAAUAAUAUUUCUUGCCUGUACUUUUCACCAGUCGAAAUAUUUUCUUUAACUUUAUAAUAAUCUAUAGUUGAUAAAAGAUAAGAAAAAAAUGCGCAAUCCGAACGAUACCUAUGAAUAUCUGGUUUGUUUAAUUUGAUCUCCCGGAGCCAAAACGCAAAGCUAUCAACGUAAAAAAAUUCAACGUAAAUAAGAUUUCAGGGACUGUAAAGUAUUGAUAAACGCCACUCGAAUGCGUAUCAACACUUUGCAGUCCCCAAAAUCUUAUCGACAUAGAAUUUUUUUUGUCGAUGGCUUUGACUCUAAAGCUCAACUUGGACAGACUUGCUUAAUGUUAUAAAUCUACGACUAACAAACUUUCACAGCGUGAAACGAACGCGUUAUUUCCCGACUCGAUAGUGAUUCGAAAAACAUGUAAAAAAUGCGGCUAAAGAAGCCUCGAAUAAUUUUCUCCCGUUUCAAGAGCAAUCCAAUAUUGCGAAACGAAAAUUAUGAACAAGAAAGCGCACAAAUUAUAUAAUUAAUAUUAAUUCAAUCGAAUUGCUGUAAG